AUGUCUCGUACUGAUGAUUCAAACGAGCAUGACACCAACAAAAACAACCUCCCCAGAGUAUACCAGAAUGUUGUGACAUCCACUACCAAUACCUCAUCUGCCAACCCUCCUCAGCAACAACCUAUUACCACCACCACCAUAACUUCAGGAAACCUCUGUGUUUGUGCCAAUAACACUCCUAGAGUCCCUCGUCCUCGAAAUGCAUUUAUUCUUUAUAGACAACAUCAACAUGCGCUGGUCGUUCAAGAGCAUCCUGGUAAGAGCAAUCCAGAAAUCUCCAAAAUAAUUGGCGAACAGUGGAGAUCUCUCCCUCAGAAAGAAAAAGAUUUCUGGAUUCAACUGGGUGAUGAGGAGAAAAAGUCUCAUCUCGAGAGGUUUCCUGAUUAUAGGUAUCAACCACGGCGGUCUUCUAAACGAGGUGGGUCUACAAGUGGUACUAGUACUCCUACUGGCACUGGCCAGAUUGGGGAAGCUACUAUUUGUCCCAACUGUAAGGGUCUGAUUAUCAAUGGACCUGGUUAUCCAAACUCCAAUGCGAACAACAAUAAUAAUGUUAAUGUUAAUGCUCUCGCUAAUGCUACUAGUAAUAUCACCACGGCUGUUACUGUGAAUCCUAACAAACCCCUGGAUUUUGGUAAUUCUGCUCCUGGUGCUGGUCAAACCUCUGGUACAGCUACUACUCCGGGACCAGGAGUCCCCCAGAGUUCAAUAUCGUCACCAGCGAUUCCGUCUCCUCCUCUACGACCGUAUCAGUCCGCUCCAGGAACUCAGACUCCACCACUGCCAUAUCAGCAACACCCUCAACAACAGCAACAACAACACCCACAACAGCAACAGCAGCAUUCGCAGCAGCAUCCGCAGCAGCAACAACAGCAACCUCAAUCGCAUGUUCAACACUCGUCCUUACCACCACAGCAUUCUUCAUCGGUGCCUCCACCUCUUCAUUACGACAACAAACAAUAUCCAUAUCAACCUCCUCACCAAUCUCCUCAUCAACUUUCACAUCAACCUCAGCACCAACCUCCUCAUCAAACUCCACAUCAACCUCCGCAUCAACCCCAGCAUCCUUCACAAUCUUACUACCCAUAUCCCCCUCCACCUCCACCACCAUCUCAAACUCAUGUUAAUACUCUCACAUCCCUCACUCAGGUGGUAGGAUCUCAUAGAGCGUCUGCACCCCAGGUUCCAAGUGCUCACCAGACAAUCCUGCCAAAUCACCAGCAACAGGGUGGUCCACGACACCAAUCGGCCCCUGAAGCUUUCCCCCUUAACCCACCACCUUUGUACAGUAGUCGGUCUCCCACUGUUAGCAGUUCUAGUCUUUUGACUGAUACUUCUAGCAUUGCGACCAGUCACUCGUCCAUCUCUUCUGCUUCUUCGUCGUCUGCUCCUGGAUCUAUUAGCAGUGCAUCGGGAGUAAGUGGCAAUCUGUUACCAAGAAUCGUACCAAGACCUCAGGACGAAAUCUUAGGAACUCUACCUGGUUCGAUUCCCAAGUCUCCUAUUGCCAGGCAGUUAAGUGCAGGAAGUCCGUUUAAACCACGAUCAGUGUCAUCGCCUGCUCCUGAAGGACUACAUCCACCUCCAGAAAUACAUCCUCGACACAGUAGUUUAGACAGACAUGCUUCUCCAUCAUGGAAUUAUCCCACCCAGUCUGCUUCACAGUCUCCUAUACCUUCAGCAGCCACUUCACCAUCUCUAGGUUCUACAGUUCCAAACUCUAGUCAAGGAAUUUCUUCUGGUACUGGCAGUACUUUUCAACUAUACAACAGACGUCAGACUUCAUCUGUGGGACUACGACCCUCGGCAUCAAGUCACAGUCUGAGUAGUAUGACCCACGGACCUGGAUCAAGUAUUCCUCAUGCUGGACCAGUUAGUUUACUGGCUGAAGAAGAGAAAUCUGCCAAGAGAAGAAGAACUUCUUCACAUUACGACCCUCUUGGACCAGGACCUGCUGCCACUACUAACAGUGGACCACCACCGUCACAUUAUCAUCAUCACGUCACAAGUCCACAUCAUGGCACAUCGCGACUGAACCAAGCCAGUGCACCACCAGCACCAUCUCCUGUUGAGACGUUUGGAUUCCGUGAGAAAGCUGACCUUUUAUCUACUAUUUGUGAACCUUUACACCAUCACCACCAUCAUAGGUCUACUAGUAUUGUGGAGACGGAUCGAAAAGGUCGUAUUAUUGCGGUAGAAGGAAAAGAUCUGGAGUUGGUGGAGGCAAUUACCGAGCGACUGGGAGCAAGAUUGGAGGGAUCCAAUUGUAAAUAUACCCCUCACCUGUUUGAACAAAAACCCUACUUCAUGUAUACCAAGUCGGCCGUGAACAUGUUCAAAGUAUCAUGUUUACACCAACUGGUAUCGGAAUUAAACCUAUCCCAUUUUAAAUAUGGCAUUAUUGGUGGAUAUUUGAUGACGCUGGCAGACGAACUUGCCGACCAAGAAAGCCCCCUCACUGCCGCUGAACAGACAAGCCACCGCUUGACGUAUCGACACCGCUGGAUGACCAACGUCAACGUUCUACGUGGCCUGCCCGGCCCGGACUAUCUUAUUCUCAUCGAUCAAGACAACCAGGCCGACGCUACAAGUGUAUCAGUGACAACCCUCAACGGAGGAUCCAAAAUUAUUGUCGCUACCCUGGGUAACUUAAGAACCAACGAGGUUAUUGACCGGGCUGUAGACGGCAUGAUUAAUGGAAUUACGGGUAAAGAGUAG
Sugiyamaella lignohabitans is the source of this 2718-nucleotide messenger RNA. It is a transcript of the gene ROX1, whose product is annotated as Rox1p. Gene Ontology annotation, biological process: cell differentiation; negative regulation of transcription by RNA polymerase II; anatomical structure morphogenesis. The transcript has a single exon. The record is from RefSeq and is a predicted model, not a curated record. Lineage: Eukaryota; Fungi; Ascomycota; Dipodascomycetes; Dipodascales; Trichomonascaceae. Gene Ontology annotation, molecular function: DNA-binding transcription factor activity, RNA polymerase II-specific; RNA polymerase II cis-regulatory region sequence-specific DNA binding. The coding region runs from base 1 to 2718 and encodes 905 amino acids.